Molecule: messenger RNA, 150 nt
Organism: Entrophospora sp. SA101
Lineage: Eukaryota; Fungi; Glomeromycota; Glomeromycetes; Entrophosporales; Entrophosporaceae
Source: the annotation of a GenBank genome assembly
AAACUACGAACCAGCAAAAAUUUUGGUACUCGUACAUCAGGAGAUAAACCUAUUUUUGAAAAUCAUAUGUCAAGAGAAGAGUUGGCAAUUUUUUUAGGCGGGGAUGAGUUGAAUUUUUUGGAAUCAAAGGCACAUCCUGAAAGGAGAUAG